Leptopilina heterotoma is the source of this 1795-nucleotide messenger RNA. Its product is annotated as putative fatty acyl-CoA reductase CG5065. Gene Ontology annotation, biological process: long-chain fatty-acyl-CoA metabolic process. The transcript is spliced from 8 exons. NCBI's taxonomy places the organism in Eukaryota, Metazoa, Arthropoda, Insecta, Hymenoptera, Figitidae. Gene Ontology annotation, cellular component: peroxisome. Bases 234 to 1760 code for a protein of 508 amino acids. The record is from RefSeq and is a predicted model, not a curated record. Gene Ontology annotation, molecular function: alcohol-forming very long-chain fatty acyl-CoA reductase (NADP+) activity.
UUUGGAAUUGUAGCGAAUUCAUAUACAGCAAUUGGAUGCACAAUAAUUUAUAAUCGCGAGUUAGUAUCAGUGUAUAAAAUAAUGUGCCAGUGUUCUUUAUAAUACUUUUGUAAAAAGAAAGAAAAAAAAAAAACGAAUACCAUUGAAAAAAUAAUUGGCAAUGUACAAGAAAAUUUAUUUCAAAGAAGACGAUUAAGACGGGAAGGAUAAUCAUAAGAAGAACUCUCACCAUAAUGGGAAAGACAAAUACAUUUACAGGCGAGGAACAACAAAUCGAGAAUGCUAAUCCAGGUGGGAGUUCGAUUGAGGCAUUUUUUGCAGAAUCUGUCGUUCUCAUAACAGGUGCAACUGGCUUUUUAGGAAAAGCACUAGUGGAAAAACUUUUACGAUCAUGCCCACGACUUGCCACAAUUUUUAUUUUAAUCCGUCCAAAAAAGGGCCAAACGGUCGAGCAAAGAUUUAUGGAACUCAUUGACAAUCCGGUCUACGACAGAAUUCGUUGGGAGUAUCCUGGAACAUUGAGUAAAGUAAUUCCAGUGAAGGGGGACAUGAGCCUACCCGAAUUGGGUCUUAGUCCAGAAGACAAAGCAAUGCUUAUGCAACGUGUCAAUGUUGUCUUUCACAGUGCAGCAACAGUGCGAUUUGACGAACCCCUAAAAGUAGCUGUUAAUCUAAACACAAAAGGCACUGAUAGAAUGAUAGAACUUUGUAAAAGUAUGUCGAAUCUUGUCAGUAUUAUUCAUGUCAGCACUGCUUACAGUAACGCUGAUCUCUACGAUAUAAAGGAGGAAGUUUACAGUACGAAAGUAAAACCACACACGGUUAUUGACAUGUGUGAAAAUUUGGACGACGAGACAUUGAGAAUAUUGGAGAAAAAAUUAAUGGGAAGACAUCCGAAUACUUAUACGUUGACAAAAGGAUUAGCGGAGAAUUUAAUAAUGACAAAGGGUGCUGGAUUGCCGAUUUCAAUUGUCAGACCGAGUAUUGUUUGUGCCGCUUAUCAGGAACCAUUCCCCGGAUGGGUUGAUAAUGUCUGCGGAAUAACAGGAAUUAUGAUGGAAAUCGGAAGAGGCACUAUUCGAAGUAUUGUUUGCAAUGCAAGAAUGGUUGUUGAUGUUGUUCCAGUGGACUAUGUCGUGGACACUCUCAUUUGUGCCUCAUGGCACAAUGCAAUCGAACGCACCAACAAACUUAGAGUUUACAAUUGUACCAGUGGAACGUUCAAUCCCGUUAAAUGGGGAGAAUUCGGACGACUCACCAGAAAACACGCAAUUGAAUCUCCAUCAAAGUACGUCAUGUGGUAUCCAGGAGUCACUUUUAGGACAAACAAAUUUAUCCACAAAAUCGUGGUGGCAAUGCUUCAUUUUUUCCCGGCAUUUUUGGUAGAUAUGGUCUUGAAAUUCCAAGGGAGUAAACCCAAAAUGAUGAAGAUCACACAACGCUUUCAGCGAGCAGCUCUCACUGGGGAAUUUUUUGCCAUUAAUGAAUGGUUCUUUCACGGCAAUAAUAUGAGAGAAUUAACGAAAGCCCUUAAGGAAUCUAAUGACUCGGGAUGUUUUAAUGUCGACAUUGGAACAUUAGACUGGGACACUUAUGUGCAUCGUUACAUGCUUGGAAUUAGAAAAUACAUUUUAAAAGACGGACCGGAUACUUUGAGCAAAGCAAGAAAUCGACUUCUAAAAUUAUAUUGGAUGCACAAAUUUACACAAUUUUUCAGUCUACUUCUUCUAGUGAAAAUGAUCGCACGAACUGGUCGGUGAUAACUGUCAAAAUGAGAAAAAUAAUCUUCUUUCAU